AUGCCCGUCAACAUCAUCGCCCAGGCCUUCGCCGAGGGCAUUGAUUCCAUUCCCUAUGGCUGGACCAUAAUCAAGGCUGCGGCCGUCUUUGCAGCCAUUUAUGCGCUGAAAUGGUUCUUCAAUGGCGCCAACAACGCCUCCGAGAGAAACAUGCACUCCAAGGUGGUCAUGGUCACGGGCGGAACAACCGGUAUAGGUGCUGAAGUAGUCAGAGGCCUGGCGUCUCGCGGUGCACAAAUUGUCCUCCUCGUCCGACAGCCACUCGUCGACCCCUUUCUCGUCGACUUCAUCGAAGACCUGCGCACGGAAACUGGCAACGAACUCAUCACUGCCGAGCAUGUCGAUCUCGAAUCUCUGCACAGCAUACGCCAAUUCGCAACAAAAUGGGUCGAUAACGCACCGCCUCGACGUCUGGACAUGAUUGUUCUCUGUGCAAAUACCAUGACACCCCCUGGGAAAAAAGCAACGCAGACAGAGGAUGGCUUGGAAUCGACCUGGGGGGUGAACUACAUCGCCAAUUUCCAUUUAUUGAGUAUUCUUAGCCCAGCGCUUCGAGCACAGCCUCCUGAUCGCGAUGUUCGAAUCAUCUUCGGUACCUGCUCUUCAUACAUGGGAGGAAAGCUACCGGGCUUAGAGGACAAGUCGAAGAAGAACGCCAAUAGUGAGCCUGGACAGCUGGAUUUUACGCCAUCGACUGUGUACGCAACAUCGAAGCUUGCCCUCAUGACGUUUGCUGUCGCCUUUCAGAAGCAUCUCUCCAAGUAUGACCGUCCCGACAAGAAACCAAUGAAUGCGCGCGUCAUCAUGGUAGAUCCGGGCUGGACACGCACACCUGGUAUGCGACGCUAUCUGACCUUUGGUACGCUUUGGGGUCUGGCACUAUACACUAUUACAUGGCCGUUUUGGUGGAUGGUCCUGAAGAGUGCCGAUCAAGGUGCACAAACUUUCCUCUACGCUGCCAUGGAGGCCCAGUGGGGUAGGGGCGAGGGUGCAUAUUUCCUCAAGGAGUGCAGACGAUCCAUCUGGAACAGGAAAGAUAUCGACGACGAGCUUCUGCAGAAGAAGCUAUGGGAAAGCAGUGAGAAGACGAUUGAGAUUCUUGAGAAGGAGAGCGCGAAGAGGAGAGCUGCUGAGAAGAAGCAAAAGGAAAAGGCUGAGGGUAAGAGCGCUGCGAAGGCGACCAAUGGACAGACCAAAAAGGCCUAG
Molecule: messenger RNA, 1206 nt
Organism: Bipolaris zeicola 26-R-13
Lineage: Eukaryota; Fungi; Ascomycota; Dothideomycetes; Pleosporales; Pleosporaceae
Exons: 2
Coding region: 1-1206 (401 amino acids)
Molecular function (GO): oxidoreductase activity
Source: RefSeq, a predicted model, not a curated record